Messenger RNA from Salmo salar (Atlantic salmon), 6605 nucleotides. RefSeq names its product F-box/LRR-repeat protein 19. Gene Ontology annotation, molecular function: zinc ion binding; DNA binding; protein binding. The record is from RefSeq and is a predicted model, not a curated record. NCBI's taxonomy places the organism in Eukaryota, Metazoa, Chordata, Actinopteri, Salmoniformes, Salmonidae.
UUUAUUAAUUAAUUUUUUUCUAGACAAAAAUGGAGAACGAUGGCCACAUAUCUUACCAAUAGCAUACGGACGAUUAAACGUGUAUUCGGAUUAAAGUAGCAAGGUUGCUGACGAGCUAAUAAAAAAACCACAAAACAAGAAUCACACAAUAGAAAACGAGAACAAUAGCCACGCUCAUCCGUCUAUUCAGAUUUUCUCUUUCAUUUUGACUGGAAUUUAUAGGGAAACCCGCAGCAGACAUUUAAGCUGCGAAAGAAGAUAUUUUUUAACAAAACGUUCUCUCUCGAAAUCAUGUGCCAUUUUGCGUGUUUUGAAGACCUCAAGAACACGUUGGAAGACGUUUGAGAGACCAAGAAACAGGGAUAGGGGUCAAAGAAUGGAGUGAAUGGCACAAAAAACGCUAUGUGUUGCGUCUUGAAAUGUAUUGUUACAUACCCAUUCGGCAACCCUUUACAUCUCUGCCUAAUCUAGAGUAGACCGACAAGAAGGAUAAAUCUAGUUAUCUUUCUAGCUACCAUUAUUACUGUAACAACAUGGAACGCAUGUGAACGUGCCAUACGGGACCCAGAAUCAGCAAGAAAGGCUACAGGAGAAAGAAACAAGGAAGCGAUCCCCUAACAGCUAAUAUCAAACCUAGCUAGCUAGCUAACUGUUGGCUAAUAAUAUUAUUUCUAAUGCGCGACCAAGGAGUAUGCGACUCGAUACCAAGAGUUGACUGCAGAGGGGAUGUCAGGCAGUAAGGCUCUGGGAGGGGCACGGCGGCGGCGGACGCGGUGCCGGCGCUGUCAGGCCUGCAUGCGGACCGAGUGCGGCGAGUGCCACUUCUGCAAGGACAUGAAAAAGUUUGGCGGGCCUGGAAGGAUGAAGCAGUCCUGUCUGCUCCGACAGUGCACAGCGCCUGUGUUACCCCACACAGCAGUGUGCUUCUCGUGUGGGGAGGCGGGGAAGGAGGACACAGUGGACACAGAAGAAGAGAAGUUUAGCCUCUCUCUGAUGGAGUGUACCAUCUGCAACGAGAUCAUCCACCCCAGCUGCCUCAAGAUGGGUAAAGCAGAAGGCAUCAUAAACGAUGAAAUUCCGAAUUGUUGGGAGUGUCCAAAAUGCCACAAGGAAGGCAAGACCAGUAAGGACGGGGGUGAUGGCUCAGGGAAGAGGCGGAUGGACAACGGGGAGGUAGGCCGAUGGAAGCUAACGGACGAUCCUCCGCCCACCAAAAAGAAACCCCCCUCUUUAGAAGACGGGGGGCGGCAGGACGGUCACAAGAGAAAGAAGGAGAAGGAGCUUCCUCAGGACAGCGGCCCCAAAAAGAAGAUGAAAGGGGCACAUGAAAAACGCUUGAAAAAGAAACAGAAGCCUAACGUGUCAGAGACCGCAGAGUCCAAUGGGCCCAACUCCUCCACCGGAGGCGGCCAGGGUUCCGGAGGGGGUUCCAACUCCACGCAGUCCCCCACCUCCAUGGCCAGCCAGGACCAGCGCUCACACCACCGCGAGAAAUUGGAGCGCUUCAAGCGCAUGUGUCAGCUCCUUGAGCGUGUCCGCGAGUCCAGCUCAUCGAGCUCGUCUAGUUCCGAGUCCGACUCGGAGUCCGACUCUGACUCGCCUUCCGGUUCAGAUGGCCGCCGCGGCUCUGAACCCUCCUCCCCCGUACCCGUCGCUUAUAGCAACAGUGCAAGGGAGCGCAACCGGGAAAGGGACAGGGAGAGGGACAGGAGGCUGGCGGAGCUGGGCUUCAGUGCCAGUGAGGACUCUGAGGGAAGUGUUAAGGAGGAGGAGGAGGAGGCGGUGGAGGAGCAGGUUGUGGGAGACAAGCCUCGGCGUAGGGGGGAGGGACCUCCACGGGGCCGCAAGGGGCUCACGACGGACGGGAAUGACGAGGAGAGCGGGGAGAGGAGUCGGAAGUCUACCCCAUUGCCUCCACCCUCCCCUCUCUCCUCCACUCAGCCUCCACCUUCCUCCGGCCAUGGCCCCUCGCCAGGUUCCGAGGGCUUCUCCGGUAAGCGCAGCAAUGGCUCUGAGACGCGCAAUGGACGGACAAGGGCGGGGGUGAGGGACCGGGAGACUCAGGAGAAGGAGAACGCCAACAACAGUGGCGGCUCGGUGGCCAACCACCGACACGGAACUGGCAAAGGCAACAAGGGCAACAAGAUCCGUAGCAACAAGCAAACAGGGUCCCAACCAACGUCGAGGAACAGUAGCAACUCUUCCGCUUCUACUGCCACUACCACAUCCAACGGGGGAGGGGGGGGGCUGCUGGGCCCAGGCAGCAACUCCUCAGGGGGCAUGUCAGCCCUCGCCGCCUCACCCCGUUCACAGCCGUCCCGGAUGGCUCCACGCUCGCAGAUGAUGAAACGCAGCCCCCCUGCUGUGCCCUCGCCUCCCCGGCCUGUUCAGAUGGAGCGGCACUUGGUGCGGCCACCGCCCGCCUGCCCCGAGCCCCACUGCCUGCCCCUGGACAGCGGCUCCUCCCAUGUGAUGCCCCGCGACGUCUGGCUCCGCGUCUUCCAGCACCUCAGCCAGAGGGAGCUGUGCGUCUGCAUGAGGGUCUGUCGGACAUGGAGCCGGUGGUGCUGUGAUAAGAGAUUGUGGACUCAGAUUGACCUCAGCCGGCAGCGCUCCAUCACCCCUCCUAUGCUGAGUGGUAUAAUCCGCAGGCAACCAGUCUCCCUUAACCUGGGCUAUACCAACAUCUCGAAGAAGCAGCUCAUGUGGCUCAUCAACCGUCUACAAGGUCUCCUGGAGCUGAAUGUGUCGGGCUGUCCCUGGUCCUCUGUGUCGGCCCUGUGUCAGGCUGCUUGUCCCUGCCUGCGUCUGCUCGACCUCAGCCGGGUAGAAGACAUGAAGGACUCGCACCUGAGGGAGCUACUGGCGCCCCCUACUGACACUCGGACAGCUCAUGGAGAGAGCAGAGGGGGGAGGUUCCAGAACGUAACGGAGCUGCGAUUGGCCGGGCUGGACUUGACAGAUGUCACGUCCCGCCUGUUGGUGCGCUACCUGCCCCACUUGACCAAGCUGGACCUGAGUCAGUGUGGCAACAUCACGGACCAGACUAUCCACACACUGACCUCCCCCAUGUCUCCACUGAAGGACAGCCUCACCCACCUCAACCUGGCAGGCUGUGUGAAGGUGACGGAGCAGUGCCUGCCCCUGUUGCGCCGCUGUGCCUCCCUACAGAGCGCUGACCUGCGCUCCUGCACCUUGCUCACCCCCGAUGUCUGUCAGCUCCUCUCCUUCCCUUGCCCUGACGAUAGAGUGCUGCUCAAGAACAGCUAAGGGCCUGCGACGCCCUCCUCCCACCACCCCCCCCCCCCCACAUCAACCACCGCCACACUACAGAGAGAUAAGCGAACGAGAGGGACCCUGCGAUGUGGGCAGUGAGCUAGCCACUGAGGGAAAAGGACAUGGAGUGGGAGCCACGAAAGAGAAAGGGGGAUUAGAGAAAGAGAACCAUAGACCUUUGCCUACAUUUCUCUGGAUUGACUUGUUUGUGAACGGACAUCAUUGAAAAUGUUUCAGCAUGUACAUAUUCAAUAUCUGUACAAUGGGUGUGUGUAUAUAAAUGUAGUUUACUGUAAAUUAUCCACUCUCCGCCCCUUACCUCCCUCCUACCCUCACACCAACCAUGGCACACAUUAUCCAGCUGACAUGUGUAAAGGCACUGCACUGCGCCGCCGUCUUCAACUAGCAUCAUUUGCACUCCAUAAUUAAAAGCUGAUGAACGAAUCAAUUUCCUAUUUCGUGGCGUCAGACUACGAAGAAUGUACCCAAUGCCAGAGGCUGUGCCCCAUCAGAAGCCGUUUAAUGUACAGACGGAUGCUGGGCUGGUGUUUGUGUGUGUGUCUUUAAGUAUGUGUGAGAGAUGUAAACAGUGUUAAUGUGACAAUUGGAGCGAGAAAGAGACGGAGAUAUGACCUGUGUCUGUUUCCUUCACCACUAAGCUCUGUGCUGCCCUCAAUCUUUCAGGGGGGUAAGGACAUUCAAGGUCCUACAUAUCCUGUUCAAUGGCCGAGAGCCACUAGAGCCCAAAACUCCUAGCCCCGACCACAACCUCUUCCCGCCCAACGUGCCAUUCUUAUGGGGUCUGUCCAUCCUUGUGAAUCUGAUUGUCCUACUCUGUACCCUGGACAGCCCUUCCCAUCACACUGUCUCUGCUGCCAUGGCCCUUUUGCAGCUUAUGCUGCCCACCGUCUGUGCUGUGUGCGUACAUUAUGCAGAGAGCUGGACCUUGCUGUGCCCGACUGCAAUGAACCAUGCUUACCGUACUGUUCCAUACCAGACCUGGGAUUCGUCAAGGCCCCUUUUAUUCCCUGCUUCACGAUGCCUGGCUGAUGUAACAUUAUCUUGUAUAUGUGCAGACUGGUUCAGUCUAGAUCACGAUCGCACGAACUUAGAAGUGAAUGACUGACACGUUUUGAGUACGAAUUGGGAAAACUGUCAAACUGAGACCGUCCGAUGCACUGCGCUCGCUGCUCCACGUGGCAGGGGGGAUUAAAAUUAAGGCUGACCCUGGUUGGACUUCUGCCUCAGAUGUGAGGGACUUUGACAUGAAAACCCAAUUCUGGGGAAAUAUUCAGUGUCCACAUGCUGCUUAUCUUCCAAAGCCAAGAACAUCCCAGCCCAUCCAACCUGCAUCGCAAUGUCAUUACCUUAAGGUCUUGUAGGAUGAGGGUUUGACUCAGUUGCAGCAUUAACCCCCAAAUCAUUUCUCCAUUAGGGUUACCCCUGUGCAUGCUGGGUUUUGACUCUAAUCACAAAUCCAGUGCAGUAUUUUUUUUUUUUAUUCAGUCAACUUUUUUAACCAGUCCACUCUCAAUCCAGUUCAGAGGCCAACGUCAACAGUCAGGGUGAGCAGGAAAAGGAACAACUAUCAUCAUUAAUAUGGAUGUUACCGGUUGAAACCAGGAUGUACAGGAGGUUGUUCAGACCAGAAUGUACAGGAGGUUGUUCAGACCAGAGCCUAAGCUGUAUUGAAUUUGGUUGAGAGGGAAUUGAAGACUUUAUAGCUGUAUUGAAUUAACAUAAGCAGUAUUUGACAUGCGUAAACGGUAUUCAGCUGAAUCGGGAUGCAUUGGACCAGUUCAAACAGCUGUCGGACUGAUAGGGCCAGUUCAUUCAGUAUUGGACUGGACAGCACUUUGUCCUGCAAUGCUGGACUCAACCAUGCCAGGUUGGGUCAAGUGUUUCCCUUGUCUGUCUGUUUCUCCUCCUUCUAUAGCGGUUGUCCACUUCCUGAGCCAUGUUGAUCUGUAUUUGUGCUUCAGUGCCACAGUGGAUCUUGCUGCUGUGUGCUAUCUGGAGCUAAACCCCACCAACUCUAGGCGGGUUGGUGGACAGUCUUGAGCCUCAAUCUGUAAUUCUCAUCUAAAUCAUGUGUUUCCAUAUCCUUUCAACUAUUCUGUUAGACUUUCAGUGAUUCCAUCCUCAUCGGUUCUGUUUCAAUACCAUUAUUAGAAGUCAAAUCAGCUUCCUUUGGGUGUACAUGUAGGGCUAGAGACCUGCCAAGUAACUAUUGAGCCACUAGACAAAUGGUAGUUGUCCCAUUGCAUUGUUGUACAACUGACUAGGUAUCCCCCUUUCCCUAAAAGGUUGGUUUCAUCUUUACCCAGUUGUGUAUUCUAAAUCGUUUCCAGUGUUCCUGUGUGAAUUUAUAGACUUGCGUACAAAGCAUUGGUACCAAGAUUGCACUAACUGAUCGAUCAUAAGACAAUUUAGGAGGGAACACUGAGCUAUAGUGUGCUUUAUUACCCUGAAAGGGGUAAAUGUUAAAACAGGUCAAAUUAAAAAACAGCCAAAUCAUGAACCUCAAACUUGAUUCAAAAAUAGGACUAAUUAGCUGUCCAUGCUAGUUACCAUUUACCUGGGUAGUCCAGUGUGUUUCAAUGUUAGCUCAGGUUGAGUCCUACUUUAGAUCAUAGAUGAAAGUCAUUGUUUGCCACUAAGCUAUGCUGCUUACAGAGCUGAGCUUACCACAUAGCAAUUUGGCUUACAGCGAAGCAAAUGUCCAAUAUAUGGUGGAAAAUUGCCUUCUGCCAUACACACUCAUCUGAAUCAAUAUUUAAAUUUUCAUAGACAAUGGGUCAGUUUUCAAAAAAUGUUUACUUCCAUCAGUAAUGUGGGGUUGUUACUACUCCUUGUCAUCCAGUAUGUUCUAGCAUGAGAAAGCAUAUCAAAAGUUAAACUGACAACCACUUUCAGAGAAAAUAAACGGGUGGUGGUUCAUCGGAAUUGAUCCGGUAGUCGAUAAGGAAAUUAUUCCAGACUCAAAUCUGUCAUUCUCACCCCCAUCCUGAUCCCAACAUCCCAGCCUAGUCAAGUUGACUCAGACUUGACCCCUAGAUUGUACAGUCUUGUCUCUACCAAACUGUACCAGAGCGAAGCACUGGAUCAACGUUGUCAUCACCUCUUGCCAAAAUUCCUGCUUUGUUGAGAAGGGGCAUUUUAUCAAUUUUCGUUUUGCUCUUGUUUAUUUGUUCAUUGUUUCUUCCAUUGUGUUGAUCAAAAUGAGAAAGAAAAGUAGAACGAUGUGAAAAAGAGAAACUCAAGGCAGCUACUUACGAGUGACUACUGUAAAAUGACUAACUAAAUAAAAGACAGUGGGGUGGUUUUUA